Molecule: messenger RNA, 3084 nt
Organism: Pteropus alecto (black flying fox)
Lineage: Eukaryota; Metazoa; Chordata; Mammalia; Chiroptera; Pteropodidae
Gene: NECAB1
Product: N-terminal EF-hand calcium binding protein 1
Exons: 13
Coding region: 1-1119 (372 amino acids)
Biological process (GO): regulation of amyloid precursor protein biosynthetic process
Cellular component (GO): cytoplasm
Molecular function (GO): calcium ion binding
Source: RefSeq, a predicted model, not a curated record
AUGUGGAGCCCGUGUGCGGGGAAGGCGAAGCUCCUUGCCUUGGCGCCUGGGGACGCGUCUCAGAGGGACACUGUCCGCGACUCCAGCGCCAGACGCCCGGUGCGGGACGCCACACUCGCCACGGCGCGGUCCGCGCGAUUCGGAGCCCACACGUGGGAGAUACUGAGGAGAGCGGACAAAAACGACGAUGGGAAAUUGUCCUUUGAAGAAUUCAAGGCGUACUUCGCCGACGGCGUUCUGAGUGGAGAGGACCUGCACGAGCUGUUCCACGCCAUCGACACCCACAACACCAACAAUCUCGACACAGAAGAACUAUGUGAAUAUUUUUCUCAGCACUUGGGCGAGUAUGAAAAUGUACUAGCAGCACUUGAAGACCUGAAUCUCUCCAUCCUGAAGGCGAUGAGCAAGACAAAAAAAGACUACCAAGAGGCCUCCAGCUUGGAGCAGUUUGUAACUCGGUUUCUACUGAAGGAGACCUUGAGUCAGCUGCAGUCUCUGCAGAAUUCUCUGGAAUGUGCCAUGGAAACCACUGAGGAGCAAACCCGUCAGGAGAGGCGCGGGCCGAGCACUCCGGAGGUCCUGUCCACUCAGCGGCCGGGGAGGCGGUCCGGGCGCCGGGUCCAGAGGUUCGGCGGCUUCUCCCCCGGCGGCCCGCAGCUCGUGGCCAGCAGCCCAGGCUUCUUAGAAGAGGACAGCCGGUGGGCGACCCAGAUCGACAGACUCCAGAGGCUGAUCGACAGGCUGGAAAAGAAGGACCUCAAACUGGAACCACUGGAAGAAGAAGUUAUUGAAGAGAACACUAAAUCUCACAUCCUGCUUGUCCAGCGUCAGAUGGCGGUGGUGGAGGAGGACGCGCGGGACUUCCAGCUCGCGCUGAAGCACUACGCGGACGGCGCGGCCGCCCAGAGCGGGUGUUUGCGUAUUUCUAUACAGAAGCUUUCAAAUGAAUCUCGCUACAUGAUUUAUGAAUUCUGGGAGAAUAGUAAUCUGUGGAAUAGCCACCUUCAGACGAAUUACAGCAAGACGUUCCAAAGAAGUAAUGUGGAUUUCUUGGAAACUCCGGAACUCACAUCUACUAUGCUGGUUCCUGCUUCAUGGUGGAUCCUGAACAACAACUAGAUGUUCCCAGAGCAAGCCCAGUGCUCACCAGAAUGUGAAUGAGAAAAUGCUCUCUGUGCAUUUACUCUAGGGUGUGCAGUCUUCUUAAAUGUCUUCUAUGAUUUUUCCUUGUGAAUUUUAGCUAACGUUUCAAAGUUCACUAUUCUCAGUAUCUGCUGUUUUGCAACAGUGUAACCCAAAACCCUUUAGUCAUAAAAUUCUAAUAUGUGAAAAAGUAUACACUUAAAGGAACACAAUUGUGAAAAAACAUUUAAAGUGGGAACUUUUAGAAUACUACGUCAUAGAACAGAUUUGUCAAAAACUAUAAAGGUUAAAUCAGUGUUUGUGAUUUUUAAGUGACUGGUUUUCUUAGUGAAGUUUAUUCUCCAGUGAUGAAAACAUUUCUAACUCAUGACCCUGUGGCUAGUCACUUCAUGUCACUUAAGAAGUUAACACAGUCCCCAGCAUGACUGGUGUCCUUAUAUGCAGAUUCAGGUGUGCAAAGAAAAGGUCACGUGAGGACCACAAGCCAAGGAGAGAGGCCUCAGGGGAAACCAAGCCUGCCAGCACCUUGAUCUUGGACUUCUGGUCUCUAGAACUGUAAGCAAAUGUUUGUCGUUUAAGCUCAAAAAAAAGUUAACACAUAACUUUGCAUAAAACAACCUUGACUGUAACCUAUAGAAUUUCUAUCCAUCAGAUUAUAAACCAGUUUUUCACAAGUGAACAGUUCUGUCAUAGGGCACCCAUUUGUUAAUGUGACACCAUCAUAUAAUUUAUUAGCAUCAUAAUUUCCUGUAACGUAAAUCGAGAAAAGAAGAGUUUUACUUUGGAUCAAAUGCCAUAAAAUUUGAACCAGAGAGCUAACUUUUCUUAUGAAAAAGAUAUUUGUAUUUAACAAUUUCAAAAUACUUGAAAAACAAAAUUUUAACCUAAGUGAACAAAGAAUAUAGAACAAGCACAAAUUUCAGGGAAGUAAUAGAAGACAUCUAUUUUCCAGUUUCACUAGAAGAACUGUUAUACACUUUGCUGUACAAGCUCAUAAAUUAUUUUUAAUUGUGAAAUUUCUGAUGAUAAAUGCUGCUAAGUGAAAAUCACAGUGCAUAUAGAUAUGUUACUCUCUAGUCCAAGUUCUCUGAAACCACAGGUCUUCCAGGAAAAACAUUUUUCCUGGUUUUUUUUUUUUACUGUUAGAAACCUCAAGAAAAAAGGUCAAACUAAUUUUUAAAAGAUAAAAUUUUACCUACUUUCUCAAAUUUAUUUAUGGAAUAUUAACUUUUAUUAAUACUUUUGUAUACCCUCAGUCCUCAACCUAAAUUUUUUCAUAGGCUCUACUGGACAUAGGUAACAAAUUUUGACAUACACACGUGUGUGUUUUGGGUCACUUCUGAAGAUGAGAAACACUAUAAACAACACCUGGCUCAACUUUUAAUUUAUGUACAAAGCAAAGAACAGUGAUGGACAUGUACAUUGAUUAUGCACACUAUACAUAUGUACAAGGCAAAGAGAGAAUAAAACAGUCUUUGCAGUCUCAUUUUGACUGUAUAUAGUAGGAAAGGAUCAAAGACUGAGACCUAGGGGGCUUCUGACAUUCAAACUCUUCCCUAAAACACUGGUUAUAAAUGGUUUCAAAAAUACAAAUUACAGUGUAGUUCUGGCCAGAUCCUCUCAGUAUCGGAUUCAGAAUGUGCAGCCAGUCUCCCAAGUAGCAUGGUCCUGUGACUAAGAGAGCUCAGCCCUUAGUAACAGUGCCAUGUGGGAAGGCCUUCAGAUCCCAAAUUUGAACAGGAUCAAUUGUUUUUUAACUAGAAUCAAAAGACCUUGAGAAUAGGCAAAUAAUAAAGCAAACCAAUUUAAUUACAUGGCAAUUCUGACCCCAGCUCUUAUAGAAUAUAGAUGUAUUUUUGUGUGAGAGCAUGUCUGUGUGUGUGUAUCCACACACGCGACAAAACAAAAACAAAAACAAAAACAAAAACCCUGGCCCUAGGU